GACACGCACUCCGGAGGCUGGAGAGGAGAAAGCCCUUUGCAAACAGGAACAUUCCAAAAUCCACCGACUCGAGAAGCAAGCGGAAGAGUUCCUCCAUGCAGUCUUCUACAGAAAAGAUGUCCCCAGGGUCUCCGACCCCCACAUUCCUCUAGUGGCUCGCGAGAUAAUGCAGCGAAUGAUCCGACAGUUCGCUGCGGAAUAUACCUCAAAAACCAGCUCUUCUCAGGACCCCAUCCAGCCCAACGGCACCAAGGACCAAAGCCUGCCGAAAGCACCGUCGCUCGCGUCUGCUGCUGCCUCUGCACAGAACCCCGUUCUCAGCAAGCUUCUCAUGGCUGACCAAGACUCUCCGCUGGAUCUCACUGUUAAGAAAUCUGAAUCUGAGUCCAGUGGCCAAGACGGAGUACUUGAUUUGUCCACCAAAAAAAGUCCCAGCCCAGGCAGCUCAUCCCUCAACAAUUCUCCUAGCUGCUCCACAGCCCCCCUGGAGAAAGGGCGACCAGAGAGAGCUGACCGCAACCGUGAAGACGGACAUUCCAGAGAUACGGAUGGGCUGCCUCAGAGAAGCUUGCAGGACGAGACCAGGGAGAGUUACGGCCACUCCUGCCCUCUUAAGCCUCCAAUGGCUCGCUCGCUCCAGAUUAAAGAGGAGCUGCAGAACAGAAAGCAGCAGCUGCAACAGCCACCUGUCUCUCUAGGUGGCCUGGAAUCGAUGGGGCUGCUAAAGCAUGGACAGCACUCCACUCUCUCCAGGCAAGGCUCCUGGAGUAAGCCACGUUUUGACAACCACCUGAAGUUCAGGGGGAACAGUGCACUUAAUGACCUGAAGGCCCUCCCCUUUCUCUUGGAGAAUUCUGUUGCAUACCACAAGGGUUCAACACAAACAAAAUUGCAGGAGGGAAAAAGGGACCCUGGAAACUCUGCUCCAGUUGAUCUCAAGAUCCCCCAGGUUCGAGGCAUGGACCUGUCCUGGGACUCUCACGCCUCAGACCUGUACGGCUAUGGGUCGCUGGUGGUGAGUCCUCAUUCUGAAAGCGCACUCAGCAAGAAGCUACGGGCCAUUCUCCCCAAACAGAACCGGAGAACAGGCUGCGGUAUUGAGAGGGGUUCUGACUUCUGGGGUUCAGAUGCAGAACAGUCAACUUCUGGACAACAGUACCCAACUUCUGAUACUGAGGGAGACCCCAAUUCAAAGCAGCCAAGGAAGAAACGGGGGCGCUACCGGCAGUAUAAUAGCGAGAUCCUGGAGGAGGCCAUCUCGGUAGUGAUGAACGGAAAGAUGAGUGUGUCAAAGGCACAAAACAUAUACGGGAUCCCCCACAGUACACUGGAGUACAAAGUGAAAGAGAGGCUGGGAACACUGAAAAACCCUCCAAAGAAAAAAAUGAAACUCUCCAGUAUGGAGGGGCAGGAGUCGGAUCCUUCGCUCCGGGGUGAAGGGUCGCAGGGGGCUAGGGAUUCAAAAGACGAGUAAAGAAAUUGGGUGGGGCUUCAGUAGAGUGCCAGUUUACUUUGCAGUAUCUGGGUGAGCACAAACGCAAGAAUUAAGUGAAACUUUUUGAAAAAACUAUUUGCUCACUUUACAGUAAUUCUUUAACGCUGUAGCAAGCAUUUGGUUUCUGAAACCGUGUUACCUGAUACCUUUUUAAAUUGUAGCUUUGAGUGAGUAUCCCUCCCCCUCCUCCCAAGCAAGCUUGAACAGGACUUUACUGUGGCUUGAUUAGACACAGAUUAGACCAAUUUGUGGAUCAAGCUGGAUGGUUCCAGUCUACUUCUGAUGACCAGAUAUGAAUCUCUUUCUAUCCUGCACCCCCCCCCCCCCCCCCCCAAAAAA
Polyodon spathula (Mississippi paddlefish) is the source of this 1834-nucleotide messenger RNA. RefSeq names its product ligand-dependent corepressor-like. Gene Ontology annotation, cellular component: nucleus. The transcript is spliced from 4 exons. Lineage: Eukaryota; Metazoa; Chordata; Actinopteri; Acipenseriformes; Polyodontidae. Gene Ontology annotation, molecular function: DNA binding. The record is from RefSeq and is a predicted model, not a curated record. Gene Ontology annotation, biological process: regulation of transcription by RNA polymerase II. The coding region runs from base 167 to 1474 and encodes 435 amino acids.